Messenger RNA from Cercospora beticola, 1885 nucleotides. RefSeq names its product BTB/POZ domain-containing protein. Gene Ontology annotation, molecular function: protein binding. The record is from RefSeq and is a predicted model, not a curated record. NCBI's taxonomy places the organism in Eukaryota, Fungi, Ascomycota, Dothideomycetes, Mycosphaerellales, Mycosphaerellaceae.
CUCACCACAUCGGUGCUGUUCGGUGUCGGCAUCGCAGAAGUAUUGUAUAUUGCUCUAGCUUCUUCGACAACAGGGUAUUGCUCUCCGCUCAGCGCAUCGAUGUCAGCUCUGUGGCGCCACAGGUGCCAUCUUCGAGCCUCGUGAAUUGUCCCGAAGACUGGUGUAGCAAUAAUCCGAUAACCACUGCACUUCAUUGGGUACCGCAACAUCGAAACCAUCGGAAGAUUUGUAUUUGACCUUUCUUCCUGUCGCUUGUGGGCAUUUCGGAACUCUCGGCUCACCAGGUGAAGUCAGCUCAUCGGAUCCAUGAACAGGUGCCCUCUUGGGAAGUCACGCGCUUCAACUUCUCCUCUACAUCAACCACAAUCGCCAGCAUAGGACAGACCACGUUGCCGUCAUGUCCUCAAGCACAGUCCUCGGCAAACGUAAGGCUCGGGACAACUCACCGACAAGACGAUCGCGGAAACGCUUCUCAGCGGCAGAGCUAUACAACCCGACCAUGGUGACAAUAGUCGUCUCACAAGCCGGCGUCGUCGGUAAAGAUGAGAACGCACUCUCUGAAGAGUUCGUCGUGCCCAGAGGUCUCAUCCGCAGCCAUUCCAAGUACUUUGAGAGCGCCUUCCGCAAGCAAUGGACCGAGAGCCGGUCGAAAACGCUGCAAGUUGACGAUGUGUCGCCAAUGAUCUUUCGAAUAUUCGUCGCUUGGCUGUUCUAUCAGGAAAUCUUCUACGACGAGGAGCGCGUCGAGCCCGAUAACACCGCCCCUUGCACGUCCGGCCAGCAGAGCAACAGUACAGCGCUGGAGCCCGCAACGGGACGCCGCACAACUUCACACCAAGAAGCUAGCGCAGAUGCCACUACUGCUUCGGGUAGUGACAUGCUGCUGGACUCCGACUACGACGAGCAAGUAGCGAAGGCGCCCUUAUCUGCGAGAUGCCACAUCGAUCCGUACGAUCCAUAUGAUGCUAUGACUUGGCCCUGGAUAGAUUUGUUUGAGCUAUAUGUGUUCUCAGAAAAGUACGACACACGAGGCCUUCGUAUCAAGGUCUUUGAUCUCAUCCAGCUGAGGAUGGCGCGCAACGCCAUGCUUUACGAAUCCCGCUGGCUGCCAGACCCAGACGAUAUCACAUACCUCGUUGACAACAUGCCACAAAACUCAAAAUUGCUACAAUUACUCUCGCGAUAUUAUCAGGCCCAGUCAGCACGGGCUGUGGAGCGCCGCUUCCCCAAACUGUGUCGAAUGCCGUCCAGCUUCCUUGCCCAGUGCUAUCUACAAAGCAUGCGCUUCAUGCAAGCAAAGCACUGCCCAACUUGCCAGGCGCGCCAACGUCACACUCAUGAUCGAGCGCAUACUUGGGAAGAUACAGUUCCUGCACAGGCGAUCGGUCCUUGCGUGUGCCAUGAGCAUGGUGAUGACCUCGAAGAAGCUGCCGAGUGCCAAGAGAGGUGGAAGGUUAGAAUGCAGGCUCUGAAGGAUGAAGUGGCACAGAAGGCAGAUACUGUCGCGACAAGUCAGGAGAUCAUCACGAUUGUACCGUGAGGGAUUGUGGGCGAGUUUCUAGGGGUCGAAGCUCUCCUGUGGAAUCGGCAGUGCAUCACUACACCAACUCGCUUGUUGCGAAAUCUAACGCAUUUCACGUUCCGGGUCCGAGACUGUGCUGUCGCUGAUCAAAAUGAAGAACCAGCCUGCAACAGUUUGACUGAGAGUGAAAAUUGUCUGCUUGACAGAAGCAACUUGAGAGAACCCAUGCCCAGAACUUAGUCGUCUUCAUCAUCUGAAGUGUGACAGAUCUGUGAGCGAAAGCUACGGACUCAGGAGUUGCUCUCGCCAACAUCGCAGAUCAAAGCAUAAAACCCAAGACAAAGCGCACAACCCAAACCCGGC